AUGAUUGGCGUAAACGAGCUGUCUCUCCACCCAGGGCACACAGCACCGGCGGCCGGCUUCUCCUGGUUCAUGCCCCCGAUAUUCCCACCCCCGUGGGCAUCGAGCGCCGCGCCGAAGCUGGGCAACCCGCUGCACGCGUUUCUGUCCUUCCAGAACCUGGCGAGUCUGGGCCUCGGGCCAGUGGUCGGCCUCGGCGCCCAGUCCCCGCUCAACCACCACCAACAAACGCACGCAGUGCACGGAAGCGCGAUGGCACACCACCCGCUGAAUUUGGCGGGGCUGCAGAGUUUGCCCCAAAACCUGAGCAGCCGGAAGAAGGACCGGCCGGACGAGGACUCGAACUCGAGCGAGGACGAGGCGAAGAGGCAGCUGCUCACCGCCGAGGUGAUUAGGCUCAAGGCCGAGGACGCGCUGCGUAACGAUAAUUGA
Molecule: messenger RNA, 429 nt
Organism: Copidosoma floridanum
Lineage: Eukaryota; Metazoa; Arthropoda; Insecta; Hymenoptera; Encyrtidae
Gene: hbn
Product: aristaless related homeobox homeobrain
Biological process (GO): regulation of transcription by RNA polymerase II
Molecular function (GO): RNA polymerase II transcription regulatory region sequence-specific DNA binding; DNA-binding transcription factor activity, RNA polymerase II-specific
Source: RefSeq, a predicted model, not a curated record